This is a messenger RNA of Entrophospora sp. SA101, 1395 nucleotides long. Lineage: Eukaryota; Fungi; Glomeromycota; Glomeromycetes; Entrophosporales; Entrophosporaceae. The record is from the annotation of a GenBank genome assembly.
AUGAUUUUCUUUCUGUUUCACACACACAAACCAACUAAUUAUAAUUUCUUUGCAUUAAUAACAACAGUUAACCCCGAGAUUUUAGAGGUUAAGACACAAUCAGAUUUGAUAAAAAAUUGUUUGAAAAAAUCUAGUGGUGUGGGAGUAUUAUGUGUAUUUACCAUUCUACCAUUGGAAUCUGAAUUUCCCGAGUCUGUAACUGAACACCAAUCGAAUGUCAACAUAUUGAAAAAAGUUAAAGAAUCAUUGCACGUUGGAUCAUCGUUAAAAAAUAAAUUUGACUUGAGUUUCUUGUGGCUAAAUUCGUUGAAUAAAGGAGCUCAGAAAUUAAUUAAAGAUUUCAAAUUGUCUGACGUUUAUCCAACAUUAAUGAUAUUAAAUCCAAACAAAAAUAUUUACGCUCCUUACUUAGGACCAUUUGAAGUGGAAAGUAUUCAAGAUUUUAUUAAAGAAGUUGCCAUGGGAUUUCAUAAAAAGGUUUACGAGGUUAAAUUUGAUGUUUCAAUGACAGAAGGAAAUGAUAAAAAAAAAUUUCGUUAUCAAACAGUACUUUCGAGUUUGCUUCAACAAAAAAGACGUCUAGUUUUUUUCAAUGUACAUAAUAGUAGUAAUAAUGCGACAAAAGCUGCGAUUGUAACUUAUCGUUUCUCAAGUUCUAGUAGCAUUAAAUAUAAACCAUAUACAGCAGAAGUUGUUCAACCAGAUAAUGAAGAUAUUCCUCCUCACUUUUCAGAUGCCACUGAUAAUAAAUCUGAUGGUACAUCUUUUCCAUCUUUACCAGAAUUUUCAUCGGAUAAUAAUAAAGAUGCAAAGUCGGAAGAAUUAACAGGACCAGUCAAAGAUCUUUCAAAUGAUGUUGCUGAGGGUGGUCAGGAUUGGUCCAAAUCAUACUAUGGCUUGUCAUCUCAACCUUUUACAAAAGAUGCUAAUGAUAUCUUGUUAGCUCCAAUUGAUCCAAACGAUAUUGAAUGUAAACCUGAUGGUAUAAUUUAUUUACCAGAAAUUAAGUAUCGUCGUAUCUUGAAUAAAGCAUUUGGGCCAGGAGGUUGGGGAUUGGCACCAAGAGGUGAUAAUUCAGUUAGUCCUAAAACAAUCUCUCGUGAAUAUGCUUUAGUAUGUCAUGGAAGACUUGUUUCGGUUGCUCGUGGCGAACGUGAAUAUUUUGAUCCUUCAAAUUUAGCUACAGCAGCUGAAGGUGCCAAAAGUAACGCAUUAAUGAGAUGUUGUAAAGAUCUGGGAGUUGCUUCAGAAUUAUGGGAUCCGAUUUAUAUUCGUGAAUUUAAACGUAAGUAUUGCGAAGAUGUGAAUGUAGAACAUGCUUUAACAAAAAAGAGAAGAAAACAUUGGAUGAAAAAAGGUGGACGUGUAGAAUAUCCGUUUAGAAUUGUCAAUUAA